Tribolium castaneum (red flour beetle) is the source of this 1607-nucleotide messenger RNA. Its product is annotated as aladin. Gene Ontology annotation, cellular component: nuclear pore. Gene Ontology annotation, molecular function: protein binding. Gene Ontology annotation, biological process: nucleocytoplasmic transport. The record is from RefSeq and is a predicted model, not a curated record. Lineage: Eukaryota; Metazoa; Arthropoda; Insecta; Coleoptera; Tenebrionidae. The transcript is spliced from 4 exons. The coding region runs from base 71 to 1555 and encodes 494 amino acids.
CUUUGAGCAACUUACACUUGCUUUUGACAGUUGGUGGUUGAGUUUGAAAACCGGUAAAAAGUGAACGAAAAUGAGAAAUUUGGAAGAUUUCCCGGUUCCCAUCGACGGCGAGGUGACUUUAUGUGAGAUAAACGGCCGAAUGCAAUGCAUGAAUCACGAAUUUGCCAACGUUUCAACCUUCACGACUGCUGUUGACAAACACCCGAAGGUGCACAUAACUCGUGAUUUGCUGCAUCUGCCGAACUUGGGGGACGAGGGUCGGGCGUUGUUUUUGCCGACUGAUGUGCCGUUUUUGAAACAACUCACACAGGUGUACGCUGAGCAGGGCUUGAAGGAAGUUUUACAUACCGCCACUUUGCAUCAACAUUUGUUAAUAUCACAGAGCGCCCGCUUUUUGUUGGCAGUCUGGCGGUAUUUGCGUAAGGCGAGGUUGAUUCUAAACCCGAGUUUGGAGUACCACAGUUGUGAAUUGAUAGAUGAGUUGAGCCAAACGAGAAAUUGGGCUAAUAACACGAUCAAAUGCAUUGCGUGGCAUUUGCACAAUUCGCGACUAGCUGUGGCGACGUGUGACGACAGCGUUAGAAUUUACUGUAAUGAUAGUAGUUUUGUUCCCUUGCUGAGGUGUAAGCAGCAAAGGAAUGUGACGUGUUUGGCCUGGAGGCCCAUGUCUUUGACGGAAAUUGCAGUAGGGCAUGAAAAUGGCAUUAUAAUAUGGCACGUUGAUUUCAACUCAUUGGUGACUAGGCCUUCAGUAAGCAACAGUAUUAUGUUACAAAGGGUGGACCACAAACCCGUCAUGAGUCUAGCCUGGAGCCCCCGAGGCAAUCUCUUAGUCAGUGCCGCAGCCCUGGACUCAAACAUCCUCGUCUGGGACGUUGAAUUGAACAAAACCAGUGUUUUGAAAGGUUCCAGAGACUCGGGAAAUAUUCUACUGAAAUGGUCUCCAGCCAAAGACAAAUUAUUGAGUGUUUCGAACGGAAUCGUAUUUAGGAUUUGGGAUUGCCAGCACUGGGAAAACGAGCGUUGGACGGUGCCUUCAGGCCGCGUCCAAGCAGCUUGUUGGACGAGUUGUGGCACAAGUUUGCUCUUUGCCACAAGUACAGAGCCAGUUAUUUAUGGACUGAACAUGAAAAGUGACCAUGUGUUUAGCAGCAAUUCCGAGAGUUCUAUUGACCACGCUGUGCCUUUAUUUGACCUCUCUAAAAUUGAUUUGGAGGGAAUUGCAGUUGGCGGGAUUGUUCAGUCAAUGGAAGCUGAUCCAAAAGGAAACCACUUGGCUGUGUUUUUUAAAGAUACGAGUUGUGUUGCGCUUUUUAGUGUAAUAAAGUCGCCACUACUCCAGCUAAUACCAAGCUCGUUGAUUGUCGGUUUGGCUGCUGAGGUGCCAAGUACAAUAGCGUUUCAAUAUAAUUUCAAACCUGGAGCUUGUCUGUCCAUUGCCUGGUCUAGUGGACACCUCCAACACUUCCCAAUUAUUUACACUGAUUUGACCAAUGACUUCAAUGCAAGCCAGUAUGUCCAGUCUCAAAUCAGGUCUUUAAAUAACUCUAGAUAAUGUUUUCUAACGAAUUGUAUUUUUGUAAGAAUUAAAUAAAAUUUUAUCACUG